ACCCCAUUUUAAGUCCAUUGUUUAACCGGCAGAGGAUAAAAGGGUGACCAGCGGAGUCGAUCCUCCAGAAGAGACCCGAGUACCCUCUACACAUCGUUUUCGUCAUGUCUGGCGAGCUAGCCGAUCGGUUUGAAUCCCCCAUCAUCUCCCUCAAGGAGGGGGAACCAUACGUUGGCAUUCCCACCAUCGAGGACAGCUCUGUACCCCUCAUCCUCAUUCCAAAGGAACCCGGUGUCCAGCCGCCAAUGUUCGAAUUUAGGAGAGUUGGAGACCCCCAAAAUCGAACCUAUGAAAUCAGAAUUGGCGGCAGGGUAACGCUAAUCGAAGGGAGUAGUGUUGUGGCCGUCCGGGACCGACCCGCUCAGGCAUGGGGCAUCUUCUUCCAAGAAACUGAAAAUGGAUUCAUCAUUCAGCGGAGCGUCUUUCGACCUGCGACUGUCUGGACCGCCGAGGAAGAUAGAAUUGACAUUCGCAUCAACCCGAGCACCAAUUUCCCGAAAGAGCAACUGUUCAGGUUUAAAGGUUUGACCGGAGUGUAGAACGCAGGAAAGCCGAAUUCUGUGAAUGUUGAAUAGUCAUUCCAUGUACAAGUUAACGUUUGUCGCGAG
This is a messenger RNA of Pisolithus orientalis, 608 nucleotides long. RefSeq lists its product as uncharacterized. The coding region runs from base 105 to 539 and encodes 144 amino acids. The record is from RefSeq and is a predicted model, not a curated record. NCBI's taxonomy places the organism in Eukaryota, Fungi, Basidiomycota, Agaricomycetes, Boletales, Pisolithaceae. The transcript is spliced from 4 exons.